AUGCGUCUCACCACCAGUGUCAUCGCUGGCUUCAUCGCCUUCGGUGCCGCUACGCCUGCCGGCCUGGCAGUCAAGCCAAGUUCCAUUGAGGACCCUGUCGAUGCUGUCCCAGCCCAACACACUCCCGUCGUGGACGGAAACUGGCACAUUGGCUGCGACAAGAACAACUACUGCUCCUACUACCAGGGAGACGACGUGGCUGUUGGCAACACCAACUCAGUGUCUCCUCGUACCAUUGCUCUGUCGGAAGCCUCGUGCAAGCAGUGCUCAACUGAGGACCCUUGCGACUAUUGCACGUCUUACAGUUUCGAUUGUCGGGACUGUGACCAUUACCAAUGUUACGACGCAUUUUUGAAAUCCCGUGGCUGCUUCGACAUCCAACCCGAGCUUGCCGACGUCAUCCGCAAUCACACAGUGACAGCCACCAUCCUCGAGACCACCAUCAGCACUUCUGUCGUCACUGUGACCGCCAUGCCUACUUCUGAGACGUCGAUUUCCGACAUCACCACUACCGUCACGCUUGCUCGUACAGCCCUACCCCCGACGCACACUGGUCUGGCCCCUCGCGAUGAGCUAGCCUCCAACGAUGGCGACAACCAGUCACCUACUCGUCGCACUGCCUUCAAGCAGUCGGAAUGCUUCCCUUGCAAUGACCAAACUUGCCCAGAAUGCCACGCCGACUGCGCGGAGUGCGACAAGUACCUUUGCAACAACUUGGCCACUCACAUGACGGUGUGCAUGAGCGUCCGUUCCAAAUGGCAGCCCCCGGGCUUCAACGUCUCUGCUUCCGGACCGAGCGAGACCACAACUACCACUGAGACAGUGGUCAUCUCAACUGUCGUUAACCCCACGUCCUCGCCAGUCGUCACCGUCACCGUGCCCGCCCCUGUUACCAGUACCACUACUGUCGUCGUAGCUCCUCAGAGCUCCCCAUGCACUACGACUACUACUUCGAUACCUAUAACAAGCACUGUGACUGUCGUUGCUCAGCGUCCCCAGAUCACCACUGUCGUCGUGACAGCUCCUCGGGUUCAAACCACCACUGUCGUCAUGACAGCUCCUCGGGUUCAGACUACCACUGUCGUCGUGGCAGCCCCUCAGAUUCAGAUUAACACCGUCACUGUGGAGAAGCCGGCUUCCACUGUAAUCUACCAGCAACCAGGCACCACAUCCAUCGUUACUGUACAGAACCCAGCUUCUACUGUCGUCUACCAGCAACCAGGCACAACUUCCACUGUCACCUAUCACUACCAGGAUCCAGCGUCCACCAUCAUGCUCCAGCCACCAACUGUUACUGCUUCGCGCUCACCACACGUGCUCGAGAUUCCCGUCACUGUGAUCACGACCGCGACCCACACCGUAGCCAGGUCAGUUCGUGCCAACCAAACCCCUGCGCCUAUGUCUCCCCGCGAUAGCAUCAUCGCCAAGCCAAUGUGCGACUCUUGCGACGGCAACCCGGAGUGCGAUGGGUGCGAUUUCGCUUGCGACGAAGACCAAGGCUGUGAGCACUUCCUGUGCAAAGACCCUCUCAGCGAAGCGGAGAUCUGCAUAAGCCUCCUAGAGGACGCCGAGGCGUCCAAAGCAUACGACACGUCCAUGGCUUCCGGCGAUUUCCUUGGCUCCGCCGCGAUGCUUCUAGUGCUCGCCGGCGAUGACGCCCCUACUUCCAACACAACGACCACCCAUUUGCAGCCGGCGAUCUCCAACGGAACCCGGCCAGACUUCUCCUUUGCCGAUGAGGAUUGCUAUCUGUGCGAGUCCGGUGAUGAGUCUUGCAACAUGUGCGACUGGCAGUUCACCUGCGGCAUCAAGAAGAAGUGCUUCCACAACGGCGCACGCGAGGUUGUCGAGUUGUGCUUCGAGAAAGGCGAGAAGUGCCGUCCUUGA
Molecule: messenger RNA, 1887 nt
Organism: Alternaria triticimaculans
Lineage: Eukaryota; Fungi; Ascomycota; Dothideomycetes; Pleosporales; Pleosporaceae
Exons: 6
Coding region: 1-1887 (628 amino acids)
Source: RefSeq, a predicted model, not a curated record